AUGGCUUCCUCAGAGACUUCAUUGCUUCCUAUUGAUAUAAUAGAAGAAAUAUUCUGUAGGAUUCCAAUAGAAUAUUUGACACAAUUCAAAUUGACGUGCAAACAAUGGCACGCUCUCUUGAAGGACAAGAGAUUCAUCUACAAGUACUUGGAUCUCGUCCAAGAAAGGUUCAUAAAAAUCGACCAUACGGUUCAGAUCAUCAAUCAUGUGCAAGGAGCUCGCUCAUCUUCACCAAUACCAGAAGAGUUUCACGAUUCCGAGAUCUCAACUACUGUUCAUUGCGAUGGAUUAUUGUUAUGUAGAUGCAAUAAAACAAGAACAAGAAGCUGCAAACUCGCAGUUUGGAACCCGUUCUUGAAACGUAUCAAAUGUAUCAAACCAAUGAGUUUUUACUCGGUCAAUGAUUUCUACGGUAUAGGAUACGACAAUAUAUCUCGUGAAGAAUACAAAAUUCUAAGGAUUUUCGAAGGAGAGCUUGAAGACGACGAGAGAGCAGUGAUUGGACCUUGUGAGCCAGUGAUUGAAAUAUAUGAUUUUAAAUCUAAUGCAUGGAGAAUAAUUGUUGAUGAAGCUGCUUUGGAUUGGUCUAUCGAUCCACCAUGCAAAGGAGUUUCCAUAAAAGGAAACAUGUAUUGGGUCGCACACUGGAACAAGAAACCCGUACUUUUCAUCCUAUGUUUUGAUUUCUCGACAGAAACAUUCAAAGUCGUAUGCAACGUUCCGUUCCAAUGCAGUGUGUUAGAUACAGCAUCGUUGUCAAGUUUUAGAGGAGAUAGGCUUUCUUUGUUACAUCAACGUGAAGAAACAACGAAGAUUGAAGUGUGGGUCACAAAAACAUUGGAUGAUGAUGUUGUCUCGUGGGAAAAGUACUUAGACGUGACUAAUCCUGACCUCCCGACAUUACAUACGGAUCAUGAUCUCGCUCAUCCUAGCUACUUUGUCGACGAGAACGAUAGUAUCAUGGCGUGGUGCGAAGAGGUGAUGGAAGAUGCAGCAGAUGAUUAUGUUUGCGUAAGUGUUUGCAAGAUUAGUAAAUAUGGGAUUGCUAAGAAAAUUGUUGAGACAGGACGAUGUAAUUUGGGUGACUAUCAUGAUAGGCCUUUUGUAUGUGGACAUGUUUACCUUCCAAGUCUGGUUCCGGUUCCAGAGUAAAACUUGUGUGUGGGUUGUUUUGUUGUGUCGUUUCAAGAUAUUUUAUGUUCUAAGCUUUGCAUUGUUGAUGUUUUCG
Molecule: messenger RNA, 1228 nt
Organism: Raphanus sativus (radish)
Lineage: Eukaryota; Viridiplantae; Streptophyta; Magnoliopsida; Brassicales; Brassicaceae
Product: putative F-box protein At3g22650
Exons: 1
Coding region: 1-1152 (383 amino acids)
Molecular function (GO): protein binding
Source: RefSeq, a predicted model, not a curated record